ACGCUGCCUCUCUCUCCUCGACGCCCACUGCCGCUCGCACAGCCUACCUCCUGCAAGCUAACCCACGCCCGCACGGCCCUCAACACCCACAAGAACAUACACGCUCCUUACAUUUCACGACUCUUCCACAUCUAUGCGCGCACUCGGCCUCCUCGCGGCGGUGUGUGUUGCCCUCCACGCCACCGCCGCGCCUAUGCAGAUGUCCAAGGUGGUCCCUGUCCCUGGUCUAGGCGACUUUACUCUCGGUGCCAUAGGACCUACAGCCGUCCCGAACGCGAACCUCCCGAGCCCUCAACUUCCAGGCGGCGUGUCGCAUGCCCGUCGUUCGAACCAUGACUCUGUCGACAUCCGCCCUCGGCAAAUUCACAGUGCUGAUUUUGAGGCUAGCCCCAACUCGACCCUUCCUGCGGUUCCUCAGGCUGGACAGGCCCCCAGCAAGCGCGAUCCCAGCUAUACUCCUGUGGUUACUCCUGGUGCCUACAAGCGUGACUCUGGCUUUGUCUCCCGUGGUCUUGCCUCUGGUGUUCACAAACGCGCCGAGAAAAAGAAGGAAUACCAUGCGCACAUGCGGAACGAGCAGCAGGGGAAGGACAAGAACAAGCUCGACAUCUCACAGUUCGAGUCUCGCAAUCUCGGGGAGCCCCCGGAACCGGUCUACGAGCGCACUGCUCACGUUGACAAGCGUGAACCAGGGGAUAUGUUUCCUGCAUCUGCCUCUUUGCGUAGAUACGAGGACGACGAACAGAUGGCUCGCCGCGACGAGGAACGUCAAUCAUCGAAGGAUUCGCACCACAGAUCCUCUGGACAUGACACCGAGACUCUUCAGAAGCUUGCUCGCCGGGCGGACACCAAGCAUAAACACAAGCAUGUGGGGACAUCUGGUCAGAGAAGUGAGCCUUCCGCACAACUGGCUCGCCGCGCGGUCGAUCGCUCCAAGUAUGCGAAGACCGCGCAUAAGAAGACCCCUGCCGCGAACACUCUGGAUACCCGCCCCCAGGACCGCACCUCGCAGGACGACGCUACUGGCCCCGCCGCGUACAGCUCUGGGCUCGCAAGUGGCGUGAAGUCCAUCGGCGCCGUGCCACAUGCCCUUUCUGGCGUGACUGGUGCCGCCCCGGUCACGAUCCCCGACACACCUCUCACCAGUGCAGACAACAGCGCUGCGGAAGCUGCCGCAGCGCAGGCCGCCGCCCAGGAGGCCGCAGCGCCCCACCCAGUGGACGAAGAGGUGCCCACGACCGCGAACGCCGGCGCGUACCCACACGUCGACAGCUACAAGUACACGGAUCCCGUCCCCGGCGCGGACGCGGACGCAAACGUGCAGUCAGCGCCAACCGUGAAGCGUCAUUCGUUCGUAUUUGACACGGAUCCGCUGAUGCCAUCCCAGAACAUGACCGGCAAGGACCCGAGCAUGGGCGUGCUCAAUUUCGACAGCAACCUCCCUGCGAAGGAGGUGCCUGCGAAGACUGCAGAGAAGACCAUGCCUGUGGAGGACCCCAAUAGUGCGGUAGACAACGUUCCUUCAGCGGAUCCUACUGCGGUUCCGGCGCCUGCCCCCGCUCCUGCUAAGAACCAAGAUGUCCCGUCCAAUCCCGCGUACGCGCCGUCUGCUUGAG
This is a messenger RNA of Phanerochaete carnosa HHB-10118-sp, 1616 nucleotides long. RefSeq lists its product as uncharacterized. The coding region runs from base 134 to 1615 and encodes 493 amino acids. The transcript has a single exon. The record is from RefSeq and is a predicted model, not a curated record. NCBI's taxonomy places the organism in Eukaryota, Fungi, Basidiomycota, Agaricomycetes, Polyporales, Phanerochaetaceae.